Messenger RNA from Alternaria arbusti, 1188 nucleotides. RefSeq lists its product as uncharacterized. The record is from RefSeq and is a predicted model, not a curated record. The transcript is spliced from 3 exons. The coding region runs from base 1 to 1188 and encodes 395 amino acids. NCBI's taxonomy places the organism in Eukaryota, Fungi, Ascomycota, Dothideomycetes, Pleosporales, Pleosporaceae. Gene Ontology annotation, molecular function: oxidoreductase activity.
AUGAAGGCUGUCUACUUCUUCAGCGUACUCAGUGCGGCCUUGGCCUUGGCUGGCCGCACCCAUGUGAACUUCAUGGAAAAUGAUGCUCUUGCUGCUGAAGGCUUCACAAAGUUGAUGUUCCACGUGGCGAAACGUGGUCUUCCGAGCCCAGGAACUUGCACACCCGAGAAGUUGUCGGUCCGAAGGGAAUGGGCAACGCUACCCCGCGAGGAGAGGGUCGCCUACACCGAUGCCGUUAAUUGCCUGCACAAGCUGCCGGCGAGGACUCCGGCUUCUGUCGCGCCGGGCGCAAAGAGUCGCUACGACGACUUGGUCGUUACUCAUAUCCAGCAGUCGCUCUCCAUCCACGGCACCGGAAACUUCCUGUCGUGGCAUCGGUACUUCACCUGGGUCUAUGAACAGAUGCUUAGAGACGAGUGUGGUUUCCAGGGGACUUUUCCAUAUUACAACUGGGCUCAUUAUGCCGAGGACCCGAAGAGCGGUCCGUUCUUCGACGGUAGCGCUUCGAGCAUGUCUGGCGAUGGGGAGUACAUCCCCAAUCGCAACUCUUCUUGUUUUCCCUGGGACGGCGUCGCUGGCCCCUGCUACAUGCACCUCCAGCCUGGAACAGGCGGCGGUUGCGUGACUUCCGGCCCCUUCAAAGACUUCAAGAUCAACAUGGGACCACUUCAGACUAUGCUUCAGAUUCCCGGUGGUCUCUCGCCGAAUCCGCAGCCUGAUGGCCUGGGGUACAAUCCUCGCUGUCUGCGCCGCGAUAUCUCUCUGCAAGCUGCGAACGCCACGUCGGAUUCCGAGGUCGUUCGCCUUAUCAAGAACCACACGAACAUCGCGUCCUUCCAGGCCGAGUAUCAGGGUGCGUUCGCUCAGGGGCGGAUGGGAGUGCACACAGGUGGACACUACACGAUAGGCGGCGAUGCAGGGUCGGACUUCUACAACAGCCCUGCGGACCCGGCAUUCUAUCCACAUCACGGGAUGAUCGAUCGCGUCUGGUGGACCUGGCAGAACCUAGAUCUCGAAAGCCGCGGGAGGGCGGUGGCGGGCUCCGCGGGCGCUAUUGGCGACACUACGGCCACAAACGCUACGCUGGGGGACAAGCUAGUUAUAGGUCCGUAUGUUGGAUAUCCGAACGUGACUAUAGGCGAAGCUAUAAGCACGAUCGGGGGCCCGUUCUGCUACGUGUAUGCGUAA